Messenger RNA from Capronia coronata CBS 617.96, 1239 nucleotides. RefSeq lists its product as uncharacterized. NCBI's taxonomy places the organism in Eukaryota, Fungi, Ascomycota, Eurotiomycetes, Chaetothyriales, Herpotrichiellaceae. The record is from RefSeq and is a predicted model, not a curated record. The transcript is spliced from 2 exons. The coding region runs from base 1 to 1239 and encodes 412 amino acids. Gene Ontology annotation, molecular function: oxidoreductase activity, acting on NAD(P)H.
AUGCCUUCCAAACUAUCACAAUUCCUAGGUUCUUUCAACUGUUUUCGACAGAAGCCUCAGCCCACUCUCGUCACGUCCAUUCCUUACGAGGUUGAAUCGAAGGGGCUUCGGGUCUCGUCUCGGUCCAUCCACUCCAACGAUCAGGCUCCUACUUCUACUUCUACAGAGAGCACACUUCAUGCUCCUCCUCUGCAGAUAGAAGUACAGCAAGACAGCAAGAGCAAGAGCAAUAGCGCUCUGGUGGUCGUUGGCAAAGGCCAAUAUGAGCUCCGAGAAUCAUUUCCCUUCCCCAGCCUCGACCACGAAAGGGAAGUAGUCAUCCGCACCAAAGCGGUUGGGUUGAACCCGAUAGACUGGAAAUCCGUGGACUAUGGUUUCUGUCUGCCCGAGUUCCCCUGGAUCACGGGCAGAGAAAUGGCCGGAGUGGUGGAACAUGUGGGUUCUGAAGUCACGGAAUUCCACGUUGGACAACGGGUUUGGACCAGCACAUACUACAAGGAUCGCCGGGCAGGAUGUUUCCAGCACUUCGUCACCGUACCGCAACAUACAGUUGCACCUAUUCCCGCUGGCUUAAGCUUCGAAGAGGCCUCGUGCCUGGGAGUUGCAGGGUUGACCGCCGCAAUGACUCUGUGGCGAUGGCUUCAGGUGCCUGGCUCGCCGAGGACUGAAACGCACAGUAUCCCUAGCACAGGGUAUAUCUUGAUAUGGGGUGGCUCGACCGUCACCGCCCAGUUCGCCAUCCAGCUUGCAGUGCUGGGCGGGCUGAAGGUCAUCGCCGUCACUUCUUCAAAGACAAAAGCCCUGGCAGAGGCGCUCGGGGCUUCACGCGUGGUGACUCGCGACGGCAAGUCCGGAGACGAAAUCGUGGCCGAGAUCAGACUCUUCUGUGGCGAUGCCAUCACGCGGGCGAUUGACCUCGUCGGCCCUGAAACGGCGAAGCACUGCCUGCAAGCCCUGUCACGCUCUCAAAAGUCGCUCUUUGCACCCCUGGCCAUGUUGUCUAGUAAGGCUGUUGUGCCCCAGAACAUCUCGGUCGAAACGGUCGAGAUGAAGCAGUUCGUACUCGAUCCGUCGUCGCAAGCAUAUUCGCGGGCCUUGAACAAACUGGUCGAGGAGGGAAGAAUUAUGCUUCCACAUAUCGAGGUGCUGGAUGGCGGUUUGGAUAUCAUACAGCAUGGACUGGAGCGGAUAAAGAAGGGCGAUAUGGCCGGGAAGAAGGUCAUUGUUCGUAUGCAUUGA